Molecule: messenger RNA, 1290 nt
Organism: Cuscuta epithymum
Lineage: Eukaryota; Viridiplantae; Streptophyta; Magnoliopsida; Solanales; Convolvulaceae
Source: the annotation of a GenBank genome assembly
GUGCCUUUCACUCUCACCCCUCUCUAUACUAUCUCCUCCCCUUAACUUCAGCAAAAAUGAAACUCUCAUUUUGUUAGUUUCUCACAAAACACAACUAUUAAAUCCAAAAAAAUCCAAUCUUUUUAACAAAAGGCUUAAUAGAAAGGCAAAUAUAUAAUAAUAACGAUUAAAGAUAUUAAAAAAAAAUGCUUCUCCGAAGCUCCUCAACUCCAUUACUCAACUUCCCUCUACCAUGGAUUUCAAAUCAAACCUCAUCUCCAGAAUCGUAUAAUUGUUUAUCUCUUCAUUCUAUGAUGAAGCUUUCAAGAUCAUCAUCCUGGGUUGGUGGGUCUCAGAGGAAAAUGGGCAGAGCUCUCCUCGAAAGAAGAUCAUCUCUACCAUCAUCAUCACGGAAGUGCGUUCAUGGCCAUGGAUGGCUUUCUGCAGCUCAGGGUGAUGUAAAAGAAGAAGAAGAUGAAGAAGAAGAAGAGGUUUUGGUGCUUUUGAAAUCUGGGUUGAAAACAGAGGAGAUGCAGGGGUUUGAAGAAGAGGCGGCGAGAAGGAGGAGCGUGGCGGUCGCCGGGGAUUAUGGGGGCGGCGGUGGGAGGGAGGGAGGUGUGAAUAGGUUUGGGAAUUGGGAUCCAAAUAAUGGAAGUGAGAAGACUGAUGUGUAUUACAAGAAGAUGAUCAAGGCUAAUCCUGGGAAUCCUCUGCUUCUUGGCAAUUAUGCAAGGUUCUUGAAAGAGGUAAAGGGCGAUUUGAUCAAGGCUGAAGAAUAUUGUGGUAGAUCAUUGUUGGCAAAUCCAAGUGAUGGAAGUGUAAUGUCAUUGUACGCGGAAUUGAUAUGGCAAUCCAAUAAGAAUGCAGCUGCAAGAGCUCAGACUUACUAUGAUCAAGCCAUUCAAACUUCUCCCCAUGAUUGUUAUGUUUUGGCAUCCUAUGCACACUUUCUAUGGGAUGCGGAGGAUGAAGAAGAAGAUGAGAAUGAUAAAAACGAAGGGCGACAAAACAUCGAGUACUUUGCUGAUAGAUCAAAACCUUGUUUGGUUCGAUGAAUAAUGCAACUUAAUUUGGUUGAGAAUCAGUUACAACUUGCAAGAAAUAGAGAUAAAUUUGUACAUAAACCGUUGGUUCUUAAUUAUUAAUGUUAUGCUUGUAACAUGUGUUUUCUUUUCUCCUUAUUGCAUGCUAUUUUUCACCAUUGGUACAAGAAGCAGAGGUGCCUCAGUUCCUGUGACACUCAUUUAAUAUGUGAUAAAUAUUAUAUCAAUAUCAUCUAUGAUUGUGCCAAGAUAAACACUUCAAAAGUUC